Molecule: messenger RNA, 793 nt
Organism: Raphanus sativus (radish)
Lineage: Eukaryota; Viridiplantae; Streptophyta; Magnoliopsida; Brassicales; Brassicaceae
Product: NADH dehydrogenase [ubiquinone] iron-sulfur protein 4, mitochondrial
Exons: 5
Coding region: 112-582 (156 amino acids)
Biological process (GO): electron transport chain
Source: RefSeq, a predicted model, not a curated record
AGUUUCCCUGAUUUUAUUUUAUUUUUAGUUAACUUUUCCCAUUUCCCUUUCACCAUUUUUCAUAAAAUCUUCUAACUGAAAAUUGAAAUUGAAGUUUCGAGAUUCCUCAGGAUGGCGCUUCGUGCUGCUACUCAUCAAGGAACCAGCCGUAUCGCGGCGACGCUACGGCGCGUCGCUCGGCCAUUCUCAACAGACGCGGUGGUAGAGACGGGGGAUUACAAGCGUGGGGAGAUCGGCAAGGUCUCCGGAAUCCCUGAGGAGCAUCUCUCUCGCAAGGUGAUAAUAUAUUCACCAGCUAGAAGUGCUACACAGCAAGGAUCUGGCAAACUUGGCAAAUGGAAGAUUAACUUCGUCUCCACCUUAAAGUGGGAGAACCCGUUGAUGGGAUGGACUUCUACAGGUGACCCUUAUGCCAAUGUAGGCGACUCUGCUCUUUCUUUUGAUUCUGAGCUUGCUGCCAAGUCCUUUGCUCAGCGUCACGGCUGGGAUUAUGUGGUCAAGAAGCCCAAAACGCCCUUAUUGAAGCCUAAGUCUUACUCGGACAACUUCAAGUGGAAAGGCAAACCUCAACUAGAUAACUGAUCUUCUUCCAUUUCUCGAGAAAAAAAAGGAGAAACUUCAUCUGAUAAAUAAAAAGAAACCUCUCAUGGUUUCUUUCUUGUUUUAGCAUCUCUGAGCUUGUUCUCUGAACUAUGUAUUAUACAUGUUUGGAUUUUAUUUUUGUCUGUUUCCUUAUUUUAACAAUAAUAUGAUAUGAUGGUAAUGAUAAACACUCUUAUGAGGUUUCGUCAAA